Messenger RNA from Fulmarus glacialis (Northern fulmar), 1260 nucleotides. RefSeq names its product phospholipase D family, member 3 (gene PLD3). NCBI's taxonomy places the organism in Eukaryota, Metazoa, Chordata, Aves, Procellariiformes, Procellariidae. Gene Ontology annotation, molecular function: catalytic activity. The record is from RefSeq and is a predicted model, not a curated record. The transcript has 10 exons. The annotation marks the transcript as partial.
CUGGACCCACUGGAGGACUGUGAGGCGCAGCCCACCCGCUUCCCACCGAAGUGCUCCCGCGGCAUGUUGCUCUCUGCCAUCCUCACCCUCUUCCUCCUCAUCUUCCUCCUCUUCUUCAAUCUCCGGCUGAGCUCAGCCCUCCGCGGUGAUGCCAGCGGUGAUGCCGGCGGCGAUGCCGGAUCCUGCAGUGACGCGUGCCGGAUUGUCCUUGUGGAGAGCAUCCCGGAGGGAAUGACCUUCAGUGACGGUUCCGUGCCGAAUCCGUCCACCUUCUCCACGUGGAUGAACCUCUUGGGAACCGCUUCCCGCAGCCUGGACAUCGCCUCCUUCUACUGGACCAUGACCAACGAGGACACACGGACACACGAACCCUCCGCCGCCCAGGGUGAACAAAUCCUGGAGGAACUUCUCCAAUUAUCCCAACGCGACGUCACCAUCCGAAUCGCCGUCAGCCGCCCAUCGGCAAAAUGGCCCCUGAACGAUCUCCAAGCGCUGGAGCAGAGUGGUGCCGCGGUGCGCGUCGUCGAUAUGCCGCGGCUCACGGGCGGCGUGCUGCACACCAAGUUUUGGCUCGUUGAUGGCACCCACCUCUACAUCGGGAGCGCCAACAUGGACUGGAGGUCUUUGACCCAGGUGAAGGAGCUCGGAGCCGCCGUCUACAACUGCAGCUGCUUGGCCAAAGAUUUAGGCAAAAUUUUUGAAGCUUAUUGGGCUCUUGGUGUUCCUGACGCUUCCAUCCCGGUACCGUGGCCGGCAAAUUAUUCCACUCCCUUCAACAUGGAGACGCCAUUGGAGUUGAAGCUCAACGACACCGAUGCCGCCGUCUACUUCUCGAGCUCCCCACCGGCUCUCUGUGCUGCCGGUCGGACCCAGGAUCUUGGCGCCCUCCUCAAUGUCAUCGAUGCCGCUGAGGACUUUGUGAACAUCGCAGUGAUGAGCUACCUACCCACCACGGAAUUCUCCCGCCCGCAAAGAUUUUGGCCAGCGAUCGAUAACCGCCUGCGGAAAGCCGUCUUCGAACGCCGGGUCAAGGUUCGGUUGUUGGCGGGUUGUUGGCGGCACAGCCAAGUGACCAUGUUCCCCUUCCUCAAAUCCCUCGCUGCUGUUGCCGAUAAUCGGACCCGCUACAGCAUGGAGGUGCGGCUUUUCAUGGUGCCGGCAAGCGCGGCGCAAGCCCAGAUCCCCUACGCCCGGGUGAACCACAACAAGUACAUGGUGACGGAGAAGACGGCGUAUAUCGAAAGAAAUGAGUUUUUCUGA